AACAAACUAGAUUGUGCAACAGAUUUGUGGCGUCAAGGUUGUCCAUGGAUUCCUUCUUGUAACUAGAAUUAUAGUAUACAGAAAUGUAUAUGCGUUAUAUUCCAUGGUUAGUGGGCUUUUUGUCCACUUGUUUCACUGCUAAGUUUGAGGGUUGUGACGUUGUUGUGGAUUCGUCUAUAUGUAUCACAAACGGUAAUACGAUAGUCCUACCGAAGUCACAUAGAAACGGUCGUUUACUUCACUACACAUUUGAUGAAGACAUAGCAGUUGACUCUAGUGGGAAUGGAAAUCAUGCCAUUGGAGCAUUGAUAGGCCGUUCUGGCUUUGGAGGUGUUGGAAAUGCAGCUUACUUCAGAAAGAAUUUUAUUUACCUGAAUGACUCACAACUGUUACACGUACGGGAAUUCACAGUCGCAUUCUUCAUAUUCUUACUAAUGGAUGAAGUGUCCAUAACAAAUGCCCAAAAAGUAAAUUCUUACUGCCCUAUUGUGCAUAAGGGUAUUCGUAACUCUUCUAUCAGUGAAUGUUCACCUGAAGUAGCUAUAAAUCCAAAAGAUGGGCGCUUGAGGAUACUCCUAUCGGUUGAAUCGAACCACACAAUGGAGAUUGACUCUAACUAUAGAUUGCAACCACAUCAGUGGUAUCAUAUAACCGUGGUCAAAGAUAACGCUACCGUAACCCUCUACAUAAACGGAAUAGUGGACUUUGUCUACAGUACGAAAGGAUAUGUACGUUUUAAUCCACUCCCGCUCUAUAUAGGGGCUUCACCGUACCUUUCUAUGUGUGAUGUGCCAAUGCUUAUAGAUGAAUUCUCUAUCUACUCUAGGGCCCUGGGUCGUGACGAGAUACAAGCAGAAGCCUCUUCCGUUAUGGGCGGUAUCGAACCAUCAUAUAUAACAGUAGGAUGCAGCAACUGUGGAAAACAAGAAGCUAUGGAAUCAUGUCCACACGGUUAUCAUCUAUGUAACAAAUUUGAAUUGUACACAGGAGGUUAUAAAGCUGCGCUUAGGCUAUCGAUUCCUCCAAACACCAUUAUGGCAGCCGCAAGUGCUGAACCUUCCUAUGGUGUUGCACUGUGUUGUGCUAAUCUACAAGACUAAACUUGUUCUUCAGGGCCUUAGUGCGCUGCAUUAUGAAUUAUUGUGUUUCAUGUCGAAAACGCAGGGAUUUGCAAAUACAAGCAUCGUGAAUACGACGAUAUUAGACAUGAAAUGUGCAGAUGGAAUGCUGCAAACUGGCACCAAUAUGCAAUUAAAAAGGCGGUCCAUAGCAACCUAUAUUUUAAAAUACUACGCAGUAAUAUAUUGCCACAUUGAUAUCAGCAAAUGUAACAACAUUCAAUGUACAG
Messenger RNA from Babesia bovis T2Bo, 1348 nucleotides. Its product is annotated as Concanavalin A-like lectin/glucanases family protein. The coding region runs from base 84 to 1100 and encodes 338 amino acids. The transcript has 6 exons. NCBI's taxonomy places the organism in Eukaryota, Apicomplexa, Aconoidasida, Piroplasmida, Babesiidae. The record is from RefSeq and is a predicted model, not a curated record.